Molecule: messenger RNA, 1479 nt
Organism: Tripterygium wilfordii
Lineage: Eukaryota; Viridiplantae; Streptophyta; Magnoliopsida; Celastrales; Celastraceae
Product: protein CHAPERONE-LIKE PROTEIN OF POR1, chloroplastic-like
Exons: 5
Coding region: 546-1319 (257 amino acids)
Cellular component (GO): chloroplast membrane
Source: RefSeq, a predicted model, not a curated record
AAACAUUGGCAUCCUUUCUCAUGGUAGGUAUCCCAAAAUGUAUGGCAAGUCGACGAGCUCUUGUGAUUGAAGAAGCUUUAACAUCUCUCCAUGGACGACAUCAAAGAACUGGUCUUCCUUCGCCUUUGAUUUCGAGAGUUCGCGUAAACGAAUUGUUUUGAUCUUUCAGUUCGAUUUCCUUUUUGCAGCUUCAAUCAUACUCCUUCCCACAACCUUUUCCAUGUAAUCUUCUUGCAGAAAUCUCGAAACAUCCGCAUUUGGGGAUCUGGAAUUCUGAACUUACAUAAUCUUUAAGAAGGGAAAAAAAAUUAACAAAUUCUUAAAAAAAAGAGUAAUUUCCCAUAAAUAUUUUUAAAAAAUCACAUAUUGACCUUUUUUUUUUUUUUUUUUUUCUGGAAUUAUCUAAUUUUCUUGUCUCAUAUAAAAAUCACGAAAUCCCCCACCUCCUGUUCUUCUUCCCCUUUCCUGCAGACUCGGUGGGCUCCGAUUUCAAUCGGCGGAACUGAAACUUCGAAGGAACCAAAUAACUGUGUCGUCUACACUGGAUGGCUUCUCUUGCGCUCUCCAAUCCAACUCUAUCCACUCCGUUUCUGCCACAAAAAUUUUUCUGUAAUGGAAAUCUGAAGAAGGCCACAGCAGCAGGCCCUUAUAUCCCCAUUUUUCGAAGCUUUAGAAGCCCUAGAUGUGCAGUUAAUGCCCCUUAUGAAGGUAACACCCCAAAGUUUCCUCGGAUGAAUGUUUGGGAUCCUUAUAAACGUCUUGGUGUGAGUCCUUUUGCUUCUGAGGAGGAAAUUUGGGGAUCUCGCAAUUUUCUUUUGCAACAGUAUGAUGGGCAUGAGAGAAGUGCAGAAUCAAUAGAAGCCGCUUUUGAGAAGCUACUUAUGACCAGCUUUAGAGAAAGAAAGAAAACAAAAAUAAAUUUGAAAAGCAGGCUAAAAAAGAAAGUGGAAGAGUCUCCACCUUGGGUCAAAAGUUUACUUAAUUUUGUAGAAGUUCCUCCAGUUGAAGUUAUAUUCAGAAGGUUGUUCUUGUUUGCAUUCAUGGGUGGCUGGAGUAUCAUGAAUUCAGCUGAAGGUGGACCUGCUUUUCAGGUUGCAGUCUCGUUAGGAGCAUGCAUAUACUUCCUCAAUGAGAAAACAAAGAGUUUAGCUAGAGCUUUCAUCAUCGGAUUUGGAGGUCUUGUGGCGGGGUGGAUAGUUGGGUCGAUCGUUGGCCCAACAAUUCCAACUUUCUUGAUACACCCUACUUGGACGCUUGAACUUCUAACAUCAUUGGUGGUAUAUGUUUUCUUGUUCCUAGCUUGCACAUUUCUCAAGUGAAUUCUUACUUUCUAGUUUGUGAUCCAGUAGGAUCAAACUUUGACACUUGAAUUUUGUUAUUGGUGGGUCAUCAACCUUUUGUAUUUCAUGAUUUUGAGUUCUGACAGGGAUUAUUAAACCAUAGUUCUUACUAUCAAUGUGUUUUCAGCGGUUUUACAUA